GAUAAUUCAGCAGCUGAGGAACUCAGUAAAGCCUGCUCCAAACUUCUCAGCUGUUGACAGGCUUGACUUGCUGAGAACACUGGUUAAAUAUAGCACAAGCGAGCUGAGCUCAACAAAGUCAUUGCUGUAACACUGUGUGAAGAGACCAGAAGAGGGGAAAUACAAUCUGAGAACUAAACUGCCAAAGCCUAACACCACCUAGCAACAGUUGAAAAAACUUUUAAACAAAAGUCUGGGUGAGACAUAGACAGAGUAUACCCCCUGCUUCUCCUGCCUGGGAUUUCUGUGAGAAGCGGCUACGGUCUUCUGUUCUCUACCCUGUUGCCUUCACCACUUCAGCUGCUGGUGGACCUAGAAAAGUGGAGAAAGUUUCUCUCUUUGUGUUCUCCUGGGCUGGAUCAGGCUACUACUGUGGUAGUACUGUGGGACAAGCUCCUGCUAUCUUGAGGUGUAAAGGAUAUAUUCCUAGGUUCCUCUUGCUCACAGGGAGCAGCAGGGACCCCAGUCAGCCUCGGGUGGGAGCAGCAAAGCAAUGGCACAGGGACACGUCCAUCCUCGACUCUCUCCUCCCGGGUCCGGACCUAGAUUCUAGCGAAGUCCGUGCUCCGGCAGCGUCCCUCGACACAGAUAGGGAUGAGAUCCCGAAACCAAGGCGGAGAAAGCUCGUCUAACGGGCACUUCUCCAGUUCCAAGCCUGUCAUCAGCCAUGCAGAGAGUGAAAAACUUCAGGAGGAUGCCAAGAAAAAGAACAAACCUCAUCGGAAGGAAGAUGAGGUCAUGGUAUCUGCAACUGUCAAACGGCCCUCAAAAUCACCUGGACCUAGUGAACGAAAGAACAAGAACUCCAUAGAGCUUUCUAAAGAGGACUUAAUAAAACUCCUCAGCAUAAUGGAAGGAGAGUUGCAGGCAAGGGAGGAUGUGAUCCACAUGCUGAAGACAGAGAAAACCAAACCUGAAGUUUUAGAAGCUCAUUACGGAUCUGCAGCUCCAGAGAAUGUACUCCGAGUGCUACACAGGGAUGCCAUCCUUGCCCAAGAAAAAUCGAUAGGAGAAGAUGUCUAUGAAAAACCAAUGUCAGAGCUGGACAGACUUGAAGAAAAGCAGAAAGAGACAUAUCGACGCAUGCUGGAACAGCUUCUCUUGGCAGAAAAGUGCCAUCGCCGCACAGUUUAUGAGUUAGAAAAUGAGAAGCAUAAACAUACAGAUUACAUGAACAAGAGCGAUGACUUUACCAACCUCUUGGAACAGGAGCGUGAGAGGUUAAAGAAACUUCUUGAGCAGGAGAAGAUCUACCAAGCCCGCAAGGAGAAAGAACAUACAAAGAGACUCAGUAAACUAAGAGAAGAACUAGUCAAGCUCAAAUCAUUUGCACUCAUGCUGGUGGAUGAAAGACAAAUGCAUAUUGAACAACUUGGACAACAAAGCCAGAAAAUACAAGAUCUAAAUCAAAAACUAAAGGAAGAAGAAGAAAAGCUUAAAAUUAUUAGUGCAAAAACAAAAGAAGAUGGACAAAAACUGAUGAAGUUAGAAACAGAACUUGAACACAGGACAUUAUCAUUUUCUCAAGAACAUGAGGAGAUGACUGCUAAACUGGCUAAUCAAGAGUCACAUAAUAGACAGCUAAGGCUUAAGCUAGUUGGGUUGACCCGUCGAAUAGAGGAACUAGAAGAAACUAACAAAAAUCUUCAAAAAGCUGAGGAGGAACUUCAGGAACUAAGAGAUAAAAUAGCAAAAGGGGAAUGUGGGAACUCUAGCUUAAUGGCAGAAGUGGAAAACCUCCGCAAGCGGGUGCUUGAAAUGGAGGGAAAAGAUGAAGAAAUCACAAAAACUGAAUCUCAGUGUAAAGAGCUAAAGAAUAAACUGCAAGAGGAAGAGCACCAUAGCAAAGAGCUGAAACUUGAAGUGGAAAAAUUGCAGAAAAGAAUGUCAGAACUAGAGAAACUGGAAGAGGCUUUUAGUAAAAGUAAGUCUGAAUGUACCCAGCUACACUUAAACUUGGAGAAAGAAAAGAAUUUAACUAAAGAUUUGAUAAAUGAGUUGGAAGUGGUGAAGACUCGAGUAAAAGACCUUGAGUCAUCAGAAAGCAAGUUGGAAAAGGCUGAAAUAAGCUUAAAAGAUGACCUUACAAAGCUGAAGUCAUUUACGGUAAUGUUGGUUGAUGAACGAAAAAAUAUGAUGGAAAAAAUAAAACAGGAGGAAAAAAAGGUUGAGGGUUUAAACAAGAAUUUUAAAGUGGAACAAGGGAAAGUUAUGGAUGUUACUGAGAAACUGAUAGAAGAAAGUAAGAAGUUUUUGAAAUUGAAAUCUGAAAUGGAGGAAAAAGUAUCUAGUUUAACAAAGGAAAGAGAUGAGUUAAUUGGCAAACUAAAAAGUGAAGAAGAAAAAUCCUCUGAACUAAGCUGUAGAGUUGACCUGUUAAAGAAAAGAAUUGAUGGUAUGGAGGAAGUAGAAAGAGAAAUAACAAGGGGUCGAGCCAGAAAAGGACCAGAGCAUGCUUGUCAUGAGGACAACAAGAUUAAAGAACUUACCAUUGAAAUUGAAAAACUGAAAAAACGUCUCAAACAAUUGGAAGUGGUUGAAGGAGAUUUGAUGAAGACAGAAGAUGAAUAUGAUCAGCUAGAGCAGAAAUUUAGAACUGAGCAGGACAAAGCUAACUUUCUUUCUCAACAGCUGGAGGAGAUGAAACUCCAGAUUGCCAAAAACAAAGCGAUAGAAAAAGGUGAAGCAGUGAGCCAGGAAGCAGAGUUGAGGCACAGGUUUCGUCUGGAAGAGGCUAAAAGCAGAGACUUGAAAGCAGAAGUUCAAGCUCUUAAGGAGAAAAUCCAUGAGCUGAUGAACAAAGAAGACCAGCUUUCCCAGCUCCAAGUUGAUUAUUCAGUUCUUCAGCAAAGAUUUAUGGAAGAGGAAAAUAAAAACAAAAGCAUGGGGCAGGAAGUUCUGAAUUUAACAAGAGAGCUAGAACUUUCCAAGCGUUACAGUCGUGCUCUGAGGCCCAGCAUAAAUGGACGGAGAAUGGUAGAUGUUCCUGUGACAUCCACUGGUGUGCAAACAGAUGCUGUAAGCAGUGAAGCAGCGGAAGAAGAAACUCCAGCUGUAUUCAUAAGGAAAUCCUUCCAAGAGGAGAACCACAUCAUGAGUAAUCUGCGCCAGGUAGGUCUGAAAAAACCCAUGGAACGUUCUUCAGUGCUUGAGAGAUAUCCUCCGGCAGCAAAUGAACUUGCAAUGAGGAAAUCUUGGAUACCAUGGAUGAGAAAGAGGGAAACUGGGGCUCAGGUAACUCCUGAUAAAGGAGCCCGAAGCCAUGCUAGUGCAGGGCAUCCUGGGGAGGUUGUCCUAUCACCAAAGCAAGGUCAACCUCUUCAUAUUCGAGUGACACCAGAUCAUGAGAACAGCACAGCUACUUUGGAGAUAACCAGUCCAACCUCAGAGGAAUUUUUUUCAAGCACCACUGUUAUUCCUACUUUGGGAAAUCAGAAGCCACGAAUAACCAUCAUUCCCUCUCCAAAUGUUAUGUCCUCAAAAGGAAAAGGCAGUGAAAGUCCGAUGGGCCCAGAUCGUUCUAUGUCUCCAGUCACUAUAACGACAUUCUCCAGGGAAAAGUCUCCAGAUGGAGGGAGAGCACCCUUUGUGGACAGACCUGCAUCACCAAUUCAGAUUAUGACAGUAUCGACAUCUGCAGCACCAGCAGAAAUCUCUGUUUCUCCACAGUCACAAGAUAUGACCAUGGGAAGGGCUGUCUUCAAAGUGACACCGGAAAAACAAACUGUUCCAACUCCAAUCCGGAAGUACAAUGCCAAUGCCAACAUUAUAACAACAGAAGACAACAAAAUUCACAUCCACUUAGGUUCUCAGUUUAAGCGCUCUCCUAGUGCUGCAUCUGAUGGUGCAAGUCCUGUGAUAACAGUCAGACCAGUGAACAUAGCAGCAGAAAAAGAAGUUGUGACUGGUACCGUCCUGCGAUCCCCGCGGAACAGUCUGUCCCCACGACCAGGAGCAAGCAAAGUGACAAGUACUAUCACUAUAACUCCUGUUACAACAUCUUCCACACGAGGAACACAAUCAGUGACAGGACAGGAUGGGUCGUCCCAGAGACCUACACCCACCCGCAUUCCUGUGUCAAAAGAGCUUUAAUUCAGGCCACAAUUUCAUUGUCACUUGAAGUCAACAUACAGCCCACCACUGGAGUCAAAUGACGUAGUCAUGUCUUUUCAUUGCAUCCAGCCAAUGAAGAACUCACUUCCACGUGGUUGUCCCUUGAGAUGGCACAGUUGUUGAAACUUAAAUGGGGAACUGAUCUGAACUAAAAGGAAUCUGGUAAAAAGCGUAAAGUCUAGUUUUAACCCAGCUUCGUUUCACUGGGGUAUUCAGACUCUGUGCCAGAAGAGUCAAGAGAGAAGUGUAGGAAACCAGGGGCUGUUCUGAAGUGACUGUGGAAUCAUGAAUGCCUCCUAGGAGAUCAAGUACCACACAAACGUAGGGGUAGUGCUGCGUAAUUUGAAAAGUUUUGGUUGAAGCCUUCUUUCAAAAGUUGGAGACUGGUCCCCCUUCUUACCAAUAUCUGAGGACAUUCAAACCCACAUUAGCUCCAACCAAGUCUGCCAGUAGUGUGGAGAACCACAGCUGAGGGGGAAGAAGGUGGCAUUCUCAUUCCCUCCUGUAAAGGCUGUGCUGUUUCACAUGGAGUGCUUCACUAUUCACCGAGCAGAAACAAGAGACUAGUUGAGUGGUCAGGGUACUGAACUAGUAGGGGGGAGCCCCAGACUCUGGUCUUUGUUCAAAAGGCUGCUUUCGAGCCUGCCUUUCUGUGAAAAGAAGGCUUGUAAGAUGACGCUGUCCGUGUUUAUCCAUCCCUCCAUCUGUCCUCCGUUGGUGAAUAAUGUUGAACCCCUCAACCAAAUUCAACCAAAUCUGAAAGCAAUAGGGGCCUCAAGAAUAAGAAGUUGCUCCGGUUUAAUGAAGAGGGCGACUGAGAAGAGGAGAAAGACCUUAACAAUGCCUGCACUGCGGGAAAGAAUGUGGCAUGAGCUCACCCUUAUACGACAUCAAAGAACCAACACAAGAGAGUGAUGUCAGAAGUGCCCCAGGGACAAGCUUUGUUCAGACCUCAGAUUUUAUUAGGCAGCAAAGAAUCAAACUGUGAGACACAAAUCCAUGGGAAAACAUUAGUGCCUCUAUUUACAGGGCUGCUUCUUGUGCAUUUUCCAUGACUGGAUUAGAAUGCAGAAACGGGGCCUUUCUCUGCCCAGGUGAUCAUCUGGAAUUACUAAUCAUCAUGUUUUCUCUCUCUUUUCCCUUUUUCUCUGUAUUAUUUUUUUAUGAAGUAGAACAGUUUCAUUAGCAAAAUGGAUCCAAACCAGAGUAAUUAUGAUGGUUACAGUAGUCUUUUGAAAGCAGGGAGAUAAGGAUUUGAAUUCCUUUAGGCAGAGGUGAAAUUUGAACCUAGGAUCCUCAUAUUAUGGUUGAGUCCUCUUGCUAUGGUAUAUUUGUAUAAGAAGGGAAAAUUUCUACCUCUUUCUCAGUCCUUUAAUAUUUUCUGAUUUUUUAAAAAUCUUGAGAAAGAGCCAGAUCAACUAACUUCAUGAGAAGAUUGCAGUCACAGCACAGGAGGGAGCCACUGGCAAUGACACCUAAAAAAGACACCUAAACUUCAGAGAAGGGCAGGAUUCGGGAUUUACAACUUUGUCCUCAAUAUUAGCCUCUUGGCUGUUUUUAGGUGGCUUCCUGCUCAGCAUGCUAUUUUUUCUGGAUCCUGUUCUGAGUUAGCACUCUCCUCGUGUGUGAUAAAGAUGAUGAGGUAUCAAAUUCACAAUUCUGAAUUCCAGUAGAUAGCCGGCUUCACAAAAGUGAGAAUAUAGUUCGAUGAGCAUUUUAAGGUAGCAGAAAAGCUGCCCUUUGCCAUUCCUACCCCGUCCCAUAAUCACGGCAGUGCCAAAGACCCAGUUUGGAUAUGGCCACUAGUGCCUCAGAAGUUCUAUCUUUGAAAAAAGUGUGACAGCAAGCCAUUUUAUGUCUCAGUAGUGUCCCGUUAUGUCUGUGCAGAGUUACGAUCAAGUCACAAGGUCUCAGCUCUCUGUGUCUGCCUGGCUCAGCUCUCUUGUUCUCUACACUGUCACAAUCAUAGAAUUAUAGAAUAAUUUGGGUUGGAAGGGACCUCUGGAGAUCAUCUGUUUCAAACCCCUGCUCAAAACAGGGCUAAUGCCAAGGUCCAGUGAAGCUGCUCAGGGCCUUGUCCAGUUGCGUUUUGAAUACCUUCAAGGAUGGAGAUGCCACAGCCUUUCUGGACAAGUUGUUCCAGUGUCUGACCACCCUCACUAUGAAGGACUUUUUCAAGUAUUUAAUCUUAAUUUCCCUUGCUGCAGUUUGUGUCCUCCUCCCUUUAACUCAGGAAGUAGGUCUGUAGCAGCUUUCAGCUAAUACAUAUUCAUGGCGACACCAGAAAGAGGGUGGCAGUGCUGCUAGCUUCUCAUUUCUGCUCCUUCCCUGGUGCGAGUGCGGGUGCAACUUCAGCUUGCCCAGGACUGGCUGAGAACUUGUCUUUGCCUUUUCGGUAGGGCUCAAUGUCAGCGGGAGAGACCCCUUGUUCUGGCUGUGUAUGGCUACAGGAGUGAUAGCUCAAACCCAGCGGUGGGAACAUACAGCUUGGGGCAGCAGCAAGGCAGAGGAGGGGGAAGAGCAUGAGCCAGUACAGAUCAGCAUAUACUGACUGAGAAGGUGCACCCUGAAUUUUCCAGUUGAUCCAUGUGAUUUUAAAUCUAGUUCCUAAUAAAACUUUUCUGCUGUGCUCUCUAGAUUGGAUCCUGUCACCUGAAUUGUUUCAUAUAUACAUACAUAUAAUGCUUCCUAAUGUAAUCAUUAGCAGUGCCUUUGAGAAAGUAUGACUGAAAAUGAGGGAGCACAGAACUUUAUUUGUAGUCCCUGGGAGAUUCCUCUCAGGUCUUAAAACAGGCUAAGUAAACAAUAGCUUGAACAAACAUGGAGAUGUUGACAUAUUUUGCCCACCUUUUUUUCCUUUUGUGACAUCCAUUAGUGUGAUUUUUCAAAGCAACAAAUAACAGUCUGUGACUCCUCUGAACAUAGAGUAUGCAUGUUACCCUCAAACCGCUUACAGCACAUAGUAAUUAGUAUCAUGUGAGUAAUCUCUCAAGUCACAUUAAUCUGGUGAGUCAUGCCAGUUAGAUGCCAAAUGAUAUGUUACUGCCUGAAAUAUGUUACACGCGUUCUCAAACAUGCUCAGUAUUUACAUGAAUAUUCAGUGAUUCUGAUCAUUUGAGGAGUGUAUCUGUAAAGAGGGCAGGCUACUGUCCUGCUGCCUUUCAGGGUUUUUUGGCAUAAGCUGCACCAGUAAGGACAAUUUUCAGACCAAUUAUAUGUUCCUAUCACACAUCAGUGGCCGAUCUCAUUGAGUCAAUUUGAAACCUGUGGUUUGCUGGCAGGAGUUCCUAUGAGCUCAUCUUUCGAACUUGUUUUCAUUUAGGGCAAUGUUUUUCUCCCCUAAGUCUGUGUGAAUUAUUCUCUUUCCCUUAAUUUUGACUGAGCUCUCUCGGGCAAAACUGUAUCCAACAUUUGUCAUUGUAGAUAUUAGCUACACUUUGAAUCAUUCUUACUACAUAGACACUAGUCUUACUUGGCUUUUUGGAAGAAUGUAAUCAGGCUUAACUGCGCUCAGAUUGAGAGCUGUCAGCUCUGAGAACAAAACGACACAGGAUCACAUCUGGAUUUAUUUGUCUUGUCUUUUGACAAGUUUCAAGUAUAAGUGAUUCUUCACUUUAAAAACUCU
Molecule: messenger RNA, 7777 nt
Organism: Dromaius novaehollandiae (emu)
Lineage: Eukaryota; Metazoa; Chordata; Aves; Casuariiformes; Dromaiidae
Gene: FILIP1
Product: filamin A interacting protein 1
Exons: 8
Coding region: 634-4131 (1165 amino acids)
Cellular component (GO): actin cytoskeleton
Source: RefSeq, a predicted model, not a curated record